This is a messenger RNA of Stereum hirsutum FP-91666 SS1, 4889 nucleotides long. RefSeq lists its product as uncharacterized. Lineage: Eukaryota; Fungi; Basidiomycota; Agaricomycetes; Russulales; Stereaceae. The transcript has 4 exons. Gene Ontology annotation, molecular function: DNA binding. The record is from RefSeq and is a predicted model, not a curated record. Bases 1493 to 4813 code for a protein of 1106 amino acids.
GUACUUGCUCGCCGCUGAAGCCUGAAGCCUGAAGCCGGAGAGUCCUCAGACUCUCCCUUUUUUCGUACUCUCUCUAGCUUAGAGCCCUUUAAUCAGCCGACAUUCUAGUCUAGAGCCUUUUAAUCAAACAUUCUUGUCACAUAUAUCUAUUUUUUUCUCAGGCUACACACCUUCAGCGAACAAAAAUGAGUGCUCCCCUACCACUCAUUGACCCGACCAGCUUUACUCUGCCCAAUCACAAGAAUCCGGAAUAUGCACCUCUGAUCAACAUCUUGACGGGUACCGGCCUCAGCUUAGACGAUGCCGUGAAGGAGAUGGAUGAGGUAUGGAAGGCGGCACAGAAGAAGAGGGUCCAGGAAUGGAAUGACGAGCUGCGCAGGGUCGAAGCGGAUCGCGCGAAAGUCAGGGCUGACGAAGAGAAGAAGGAGGAGGAAGAGAGGUUGAAGCGCGAAGAGGAGGAGAGGAAGGAAAAGGACGAAGAAGAAAAAAAGCGGGUUAAGAUGCCUGCCAUGGAUGAAGCUACGACCAUCUCCGCGACACCCCGCUUCCCAGUCCCUCAGUACGCACUCGACAAAAUCUCAAAAAAGUUGUGGGUCGAACACGACUUGUUUACACCACGGAUGGCCCGCAAAGCGGCCGUCGAAUCACGUUCAAUUCCUACCAACCCCUUCUCGGGCCUCCCAGAGUCGAAUCCGCUCCACGCCCUGUCGACGCUAGUCGAAACCCAAAAGCCCCGAGGCGUCAUUGCGGACGAGGCGCUUUCCUACAGCGACCUGUCCAUCGCCAGCAAACACUUUUUACGAGCUAUCCACGACGCCGACUGGGAUGAGGAGCACGUUGAGGCCUGGACGGUCCUCUACUACGAACUCGACAAGCAUCCCUAUCGUUCCGAAUCCGAAGAGGAGCGCGAGUUGUACAACGAAGUGCUUGUUCGCUACCACGCACAGGCCAAACGUGAGUUCUUCGACGCGAUCAAGCGCAAGGCCAAGUCGGUCUUCAAUAUCGGCCGCAUAAAUCAAGAGCGCAUGGAGAAUGUCUUGAAGGACAUCAAGCGUGAACGAGACGCCGUCAUCACCAAACGGAGUAUAGCGGCGAUAGAGCAGAUGGAGCGGCUUGUCGAGGACAGCUCUCGCCCAAAAGAGAACUCUCGGGAGCGUGGGCCCAACGCCAUGCAAAGAACGCGCUACCGCUCCCCAGAUCGAACCUCUCCCCGUCGUCGUUCCGCCUCCCCACACCGCAGACGCUCGCCGUCGCCACCCCCGCGCCGCUCACCUCGCGAUCGCUACCUAAAAAUUGCAUCCUCCGGUCGACGAGACAACGAGAAUUUUCGUCCGGACGCAGGUACCGCGGCCUUAUCCGCCUGCGUCAUCUGCCUGGGCCGCCACCGCCACAGACUCUCCGAGUGCGCAAGCCUCACCCUGUGGAACGGUGCCCCUGCUUACUCCGAACGACGAGGAAAGGCCGUCACGAUCAAAGCCUCACGGGAAGCGGUAUGCCUCUCCUGGAACUACCCAAACGGCUGCGACGACGGCUCUCACCCCGGGCGUCACAUCUGCACCGGCUGCGGCUCUUCUUCCCAUGGAGCCCAGCGCUGUCAUCUCGCAGAGAAGACGAACACCACGGACUCCGCUUAAAGCGGAUGCCUGGGAGGCGUAUCUCAUCAAGUCAGGCCUCAUCGCAAGAUACCCGCUUCUUCCUCGGUCUCUUCGUUCCGGUUUCUUCAUUGGUGUUCUCUCUAUUUCGCAUACUUUCACUCCACCUAAUCGUCCCGCCGUACACGAAUAUGCGGACGCCUUCCAGACUAUCAUCCAAAAGGAGAUUGAGGCCGGCCGUUACCUUGGCCCCUUCACUCGUCUCCAAAUCGAAAAUUCCAUCGGCCCAUUCCAGUCUUCCCCUCUCUCCCUCGUACCAAAAGCUGGGAAGCCCGGAAAAUUUCGUCUUACUCAAAAUCUAUCUCAUCCACGCUCUCCGCUCGUGCUACUGUCGUCACCCUCAUCCCCAAUCACGAUAUCUUCCAUCAACUCCUCUAUCGAAGCUUCCGACUUCCCUUGCACAUGGGGCACCUUCACCGUCGUCUCGCUCUGGCUCUACCAGCUCCCGCCCGGUUCUGAGCUUGCAUGUCGUGACAUCGCCGACGCGUUCCGCUCAGUCCCUUCCGAUCCAUCACAAUGGCCAGGAUCCGUCGUCCGCACCGGUGACGAUGAGUUCUUCAUCGAUACCAAUGUCAUGUUUGGCAUCACCUCGGGUGUGGGAGUCCAUGGUACCGUCGCAGAUGCUGGUACCGACAUUUUCCGUUGGAAGGGAAUGGGGCCAGUCUCCAAGUGGGUGGACGACCACCUGUUCGCUAGGAUACUCCGCGAAUACCUCCCCGAGUACAACAGACGACGUGCUGCCGCUCAUCAGCGUAUCGAAGCCAACGGCGGACGGCGUCAAGAUGGAUCUCGCCUCUGGUACGCGGGCACGACCCUUCCGGAUGGGCGAAUCGAGGAAUUCGACAACGACUGCAAAUUUCCGCUGCAAGACCUAUCCUCCCGUUCAUCUCGCUCACCUAUGGACGCUCGGUUCUCAUACUGUAUGGCCGACAUCGACGAACUAUCCGAAGAAUUGGGCCUCCUUUGGGGCAAGGAUAAGGACAUCUCAUUCCGGCCGCUCUGCCCAUUCACAGGCCUGGAGUGGGACAUUGAGAGACGGAUGGUGUCGGUCGGGGAGGCAAAGAAACAGAAAUAUCUCAACGCCAUCGCGGUGUGGCGUGAGCAGCGGUCCCACGUCCUUCAGGAAACACAAAAACUCUAUGGCAAGCUUCUGCACGUCUGUCAGGUCAUACCACGAGGACGAGCGUUUCUCACCAACCUGGAGACCUUACUCCAACUCUCCCAUGAUCGUCCAUUCGUUCCGCUCACCCCUCCAUCCGGCACAACUGAAGACAUCGAAUGGUGGUGUCGUACACUCUCACGACCGUUCCUCUCCCGGUCUCUCUUCAUUCCGGCCGUGGUCGCGGACCCAGGCGCCUUCUCGGAUGCAAGCUCUGGAACAGGGAUCGGGAUCGUUAUCGGGGGUAGAUGGAGAGCAUGGCGACUUCUCCCUGGCUGGAAGCAGGACAGGCGCGACAUUGGUUGGGCGGAGGCCGUGGGCUUCGAGCUACUCGUCCGAACCCUAUUCAGCAUCGCCGACUGUCCAUCACAUAUCAAGGUGUACGGUGACAAUAAAGGAGUGGUCGAAGGAUGGUGGAAGAACCGAAGCCGCAACCCGACCGUCAACGCAGUCUUCCGUCGAGUCCACGACGUCCUUGAAGAGAAGGAUGGCACGGUAUACUCCCGCUACGUAUCAACCCAUUCCAAUCCCGCAGACGACCCAUCCCGAGGUAUCUACGGCGCGAAUUCUCUCCUACUACCGCCGGUCAAAAUCCCCAACGCCCUUACGCCAUACCUUGUCGACUUCGAUGCCCCCUUAUCUCCCGUGGAGAAAAAGGCUCGCACUGAGCAGUCCUACAAAUCACAGCCGAAAGUCCUCGAUGACAAAGCGCGCAGACGGGGCUCCGAUAUCAACCUUGAACUUACGGCUAUCGGCAACUCCCUCCUCGCUAACGAGAUCUACUGGUGGGACUGAGCACAGUUUCGGUGCGGUCAUCUCCCUCCCCUAUCGCUUGCCGGUAGCCCAGCGCCCUCGUCCCUAUCACUCUCACCUCACUCCCCUUCCAUCGCCUCUUCGUCCUCACUGCUUUGCACGCGAAAGGUUACUUGUCUGGCGUCCCGAAUCAUCCCGCGUCGCCACCGAUCAGUUUGGGCGUCCUCUCCCGCUAUCUCCAUUUGACCUUGAACGCCUCCAAGCAGUCCUAGCACAUGCGUGGGCCGACUCUUCAUACGAGACCUAUGGUUCAGGCCUCCUUCUCUAUCACAUCUUCUGCGACAUUUUCAACAUUUCAGAAUUUCAGCGGGCUCCGACCUCCCCAGUCAUCAUGUCUUUAUUCAUAUCUAUGCUCGCCGGCUCUUACUCCAGCAGCGCCAUAGCGAACGCAGUGGCCGCGGUCCAAGCUUGGCAUACGCUGCACGGUGUUCUGUGGGUGAUGGACAAAAAAGAGAUCGGGUUGAUGCUGAAGGCGGCAGAGCGCUUGGUACCGGAAUCCUCCCGUCGGCCUAAACGAGACCCCUUUACCAUCGAGAUGCUGGACGCCAUCGGGUCCUCACUCGAUCUCACCGACUCCUUUAACGCAUGCUUCUGGUCGUGUCUCACUACGACUUUCUACGCUACGGCACGCCUCGGGGAAUUCACGCUUCCAACCCUCAAUGCCUUUAAUGGCAGUGAUCAUGUUAAACGGUCAGAUAUCCGACGCGCAGUCGAUGAUGAAGGAAAUGAGGUCACAAUCUUUCAUCUUCCGAGAACAAAGUCCGCUCCGAUUGACGGUGAGGAUGUAUUCUGGGCGCGCCAGCCCAAUGCUAUUUCCGACCCAGAACGUGCUCUUCAGCUACACCUCCUAAUCAAUGAUCAUGGUGAUAACUGCGCUCUCUUUUCAUACACCGACAAUCGCGGCUCUCAACGUCCCCUCACCAAAACAGCUUUUCUCACCAAGCUUACUGAACUCGGCGACCUCCUCAACAUGCAAUUCCCACACGGUCACGGAAUUCGUAUCGGAUCCACGGUCUGGAACCUCCUCCGAGGCAUGCCUUUUGAGGUUAUGCGAGUUAAGGGCCGCUGGAAGAGUUCAGCCUUUCUCCUCUAUCUUCGCCGUCACGCCGAAAUCCUUGCUCGAUACAUCCAGCAAAACCCGCAGCUCCAAGAGGCCUUACGGCGGAUCACGCUGCCUCCAAUUCGCUAAUUCUCAGGUCGGAAUGUGCCGGGAUUCGGAAGGCUCGCCUUCGGCGGGCUUUCGCCCACUCUUGCUUAUUCUAUGC